Messenger RNA from Gasterosteus aculeatus aculeatus (three-spined stickleback), 1005 nucleotides. RefSeq names its product neuropeptide B (gene npb). Gene Ontology annotation, biological process: feeding behavior; G protein-coupled receptor signaling pathway. Lineage: Eukaryota; Metazoa; Chordata; Actinopteri; Perciformes; Gasterosteidae. The record is from RefSeq and is a predicted model, not a curated record. Gene Ontology annotation, molecular function: G protein-coupled receptor binding.
GAGUGAUGUCCACAUCUCAACCCCCCCCCACACACACACAGACGGAUCACCCUCCGCCCACCUCGUUUCCGAUUCGACGCGCGUCCUGGGUCACGAUACCGUCGCGCAUGCAUCCUAUAUAAGCAGCAGAAAGUUUUCCAGCCCAACAUCCAAGUCGGCCCCCCUCGACCAACAACAGACGACAUCGGCUUUGCGGUUUGAUCCUUUUGCGUAAAAAGUACCAAGACGUUUCCAGACAUGGAGAGGUCAGUCCGGUUCGCCGUGGUGUGCGUCGGCGUGUCUCUGCUCAUCUGCUGCCAUCCGGUCGAAGCCUGGUACAAGCAGUCCACCGGGCCCAGCUACUACUCGGUGGGUCGCGCCUCCGGCUUGCUGUCCGGUAUCCGGAGGUCACCUUACGUGCGCAGGUCCGAGUCCGAAGAGGCGCUGAUGGAAAGCGGGGAGACGGCGGGCAACAACCUGCUUCCAGAGACCGACAAGCAGAUCUCCAUCCUAAAGAGCAUGGCCAUCUGCGUGAAGGACAUCUCUCCAAACCUGAAGAGCUGCGAGCUGCUGCGGGACGGGACGGGCACCUUCCAGUGCAAGGCGGACGUCUUCCUCACGCUGGACUCCCUGGACUGCCUGUCCGCCUGAGGGCCGGUCCGACCUGCGGAGACAGUCCUGGUCCUCCGGCUGCGCUUCUCUGGACACCGAAAGGAGAGGAAAGGGGCGACGGAGAAGAGGAAAAGGCGAUGAGGGUGGACGAUGGACCGCUGCAGACUCUGAAUGUUCUUAUUUAAAAAAAAAAAAAAAGGAAUAUUCAAACAAUUGUUCCGUUUUACUUUGGUUGUGUAGACAGAAAAGUGCGAGAGGUAUUUGUUAAAACCAUCUUCUUUCCAUCUUUACUGUUUAACCACAGACCCUCCAUUGCAAAAAUGUAUUAAAUGUCCAGAAAGUUGACUGCACAGCAGAUUUCCUGUAAAGUACUUUUAUUUAUUUUAUCUAUUAAAAAGAACAAACACUAGUAAA